Molecule: messenger RNA, 2443 nt
Organism: Drosophila pseudoobscura
Lineage: Eukaryota; Metazoa; Arthropoda; Insecta; Diptera; Drosophilidae
Gene: Gr63a
Product: Gustatory receptor 63a
Exons: 3
Coding region: 534-2048 (504 amino acids)
Biological process (GO): sensory perception of taste; male courtship behavior; chemosensory behavior
Cellular component (GO): dendrite; membrane; axon
Source: RefSeq, a predicted model, not a curated record
UACACUGGGCUUGAGCUAUUAAGUUAUUGAGUUUUUGGCAAAACUCAGUUAGUGCUGACCUAGUGCUGGCGAAAAGUUGCGAUAUGGUUGUAUAUUUCAGUUAUAGGGCUGUUCUGCCUAUCGUGUGAACUAUCGCUACUAGCAACAACAACGGUAACAACAAAGAAUAAAUUCGCGUAUAAUCCUAAAAAAUAAUAGAUAGAUAUUAUUUAUAUAUUUAUGAAACUUUGUUGGAAAUACAUAAACGUAUCAGCUCUCAAAGUCUAUUGUUUAUUAACACGAAAUCUGAGCUAUUGAGUUAACUCACCUAUCGAUAGUUUAAAUUGCCUAUCAGUGUUUGAAAGUGUCUGGGGCAGAGGCGCGCCAUUGACACAAAUUCGAAAUUGGGACAUCAGGCUAAGGUUAAUGCAUUCAAAAGACAAACAAUGCAAAUCAACAGGAAACUAAAACUCUAUCGGCAAUGUAAAUAGGGCGUGGUCAAUAAGGGGCGUGCCCAAUAAAUUCCUAAUGCCAAUGUCUAGUUCUAAAAGGCCAUGGACAUGAAAUUUCCUCACAGUUUCUCUAAGAUGGCCAACUAUUACAGACGUAAAAAGGAUGCGGUGUUCCACAAUGCCAAGCCGAUCAACAGUGGCAAUGCCCAGGCCUAUCUAUACGGAGUGCGGAAGUACUCCAUUGGGCUGGCCGAGCGCUUGGACGCUGACUACCAGCCGCCUCCAAGUGACAGGAAAAAGAGCUCGGAUAGCACUGGCUCCAACAAUCCAGAAUUUACGCCAAGCGUUUUCUACAGGAACAUUGCUCCUGUGAAUUGGUUUCUGCGUAUCAUUGGUGUUCUACCCAUCGUCCGACGUGGUCCGGCCCGUGCCAAGUUCGAAAUGAGCUCGGCCUCGUUUGUCUACUCUGUGGUUUUCUUCAUGCUACUGGCGUGCUAUGUCGGUUAUGUGGCUAACAAUCGCAUCCACAUCGUACGCUCGCUGAGCGGUCCUUUCGAGGAGGCGGUGAUUGCCUAUCUGUUUCUUGUCAACAUUUUGCCGAUUAUGGUUAUACCGAUACUGUGGUGGGAGGCCAGGAAGAUUGCCAAGUUAUUCAACGACUGGGAUGACUUCGAAGUGCUGUACUAUCAGAUCUCUGGGCACAGUCUGCCGCUCCGUCUGCGCCAAAAAGCCCUGUACAUUGCCAUUGUGUUGCCCAUUCUCUCGGUGCUAUCGGUGGUGAUUACCCACAUUACCAUGUCGGACUUAAACAUCAAUCAGGUGGUGCCCUACUGCAUUUUGGACAACCUGACGGCCAUGCUGGGCGCUUGGUGGUUUCUGAUUUGCGAGGCCAUGAGCACCACGGCUCACCUUCUGGCGGAGCGGUUCCAGAAGGCCCUCAAACACAUUGGUCCCGCCGCGAUGGUGGCCGAUUACCGAGUGCUCUGGCUGCGACUGAGCAAACUCACCCGGGAUACGGGCAAUGCCAUGUGCUAUACGUUUGUCUUUAUGAGCCUGUACUUGUUUUUCAUCAUCACGCUGUCUAUUUACGGCCUGAUGUCGCAGCUCUCGGAGGGAUUCGGCAUCAAGGAUAUAGGACUCACCAUCACGGCUCUCUGGAACAUUGGUCUGCUUUUCUACAUCUGCGACGAGGCUCAUUAUGCCUCGGUUAAUGUGCGCACCAAUUUCCAAAAGAAACUUCUCAUGGUGGAGCUCAAUUGGAUGAACUCGGAUGCCCAGACGGAGAUCAAUAUGUUUCUCCGUGCCACCGAAAUGAAUCCCUCGACCAUCAACUGCGGUGGUUUCUUCGAUGUAAACAGGAGUUUGUUCAAGGGCCUGCUCACCACAAUGGUUACCUAUCUGGUGGUGCUGCUGCAGUUCCAGAUAAGUAUUCCCACGGACAAGGGAGACUCCGAUGGCGGCACAAAUAUCACCGUGGUGGACAUGCUCAUGGACAGUCUCGGCAAUGAUAUGACUAUAUUGAGCGCCUCGAGCUCCACCACCACCCAUUCUACAGCCACAUCAAGCACAACCCCGCCACCGACAAGCGCCAAGCAUGGUCGUGGUCAUAGGGGAUAAGAUAUACAUAUAUAUACAAACAUGUUUUUUUUUUGGUGGGUUGUUAGGUUGGUAGGUAGUACCACGCUCUAGGCCAAAUAGUAGACGGUUUUUGUGAGGGUUUCCUCUAUUUUAGAACUUUAAUUAAGUGCUGAAGUUUAAGUAACGACGAUUCACAAACUACACGGAUUAGAUUUAUAGGCGUCUAAUUCGCCAAGCACUACUGCAUAAAAAUAGUUUAUGAAGUUGCCAACAAAAGAUAUGGCUGAUCGAUAGUUGAUCGCGGGAUCCACACACCCCUUAUGCACCGUCAAGGGGCUAUGGUAUAUGUAUGUAUUAAUAGGCCUCUCGAUCCAUUGGCUAUCUAAAAUAGUACUCUGCUGUUUCCAUAUCACACACAUUUUGAAAGAAAAAAA